Centropristis striata (black sea bass) is the source of this 5670-nucleotide messenger RNA. RefSeq names its product NLR family CARD domain-containing protein 3-like. The coding region runs from base 247 to 3798 and encodes 1183 amino acids. The record is from RefSeq and is a predicted model, not a curated record. NCBI's taxonomy places the organism in Eukaryota, Metazoa, Chordata, Actinopteri, Perciformes, Serranidae. The transcript has 11 exons. Gene Ontology annotation, molecular function: protein binding.
CAGCAUUUCAGCAAGGCAGUCUGUGAAGUUUGUCACUAGCAGAGUGGACGAAACUCCUUAAGCGAGCUCGCUUCCAUUUUAAAGUCAGAGAAACAUAAAAGUAGACAGCGUCACUAUUCAUAUGGUCACUUGUUUAGUGUGUGAAGUUGGAGAAGUCAGAACGUCACAAACAUAACUUCUCAUCUGCAAACUGCACUGGAUCCAGCUUUAAUAGAAGCACUGAAACAUGUUUGAAUUAAAUAAUAAAUGAAUCAGACAGAACUUAACUCUACCAAGAUACAAAUGUACAGUGUACAGCAGGUGAAUGAAACCACUGACAGGUUUUGUCUCGGUGUGUUGUGGCGGCUGGAAGAACCUGAACCCAGCGGUGUGUCCAUGAAGAGUGACUGGUCUAUGGAUGGUAUAUGGAGGGAGAUGCUGGAAGAACCUGAACCCAGCUGUGUGUCCAUGAAGAGUGACAGAUCUAUGGAUCAUCCUAUCGUCUUCAAAGACGGACACCACUCCACUAGAAGGGGGAUGCUGGAAGAACCUGAACCCAGCAGUGUGUCCAUGAAGAGUGACAGAUCUAUGGAUCAUCCUAUCGUCUUCAAAGAGGGACACCACUCCACUAGAAGAGUGGACCAGCAGAGCUCAGAGGUUCCCGAUGGUCAGUCUGCCCAGCAGCGUCAGACAGACCUGGACUCCAUAUUUAUGCUGCUGGAGGAGAACAUCUGCACUUUUGUGAAGAACGAGCUGAAGAAGAUCCAGAAGGUUCUGAGUCCAGAUUACCAAGAAUCCUCUGAGACUCAGAGGGAGGAUGAGGAGGAUGAAAAGCAGAUGAGGAGCAGCAGAGAGGCCUUUCUGGAGAUCACACUGCAUUUCCUGAGGACAAUGAAGCAGAAGGAUCUAGCUGACUGUCUGCAGAGCAGAAGUUAUUCUGGAGUCUGUCAGCGUAAUCUGAAGUAUAACCUUCAGAAGAAGUUCAAGUGUGUGUUUGAGGGGAUCUCUAAAGCAGGAAAGCAGACCCUUCUGAAUCAGAUCUACACAGAGCUCUACAUCUCAGAGGGAGGGACUGCAGAGCUCAAUAAGGAACAUGAGGUCAGACAGAUUGAAACAGCAUCCAGGAAACCAGACAGACCAGAAACAACAAUUAGACAAGAAGACAUCUUUAAAGCCCCACCUGGAAGAGAUGACCCAAUCAGAACAGUGCUGACAACGGGAGUGGCUGGCAUUGGGAAAACAGUCUUAACACAGAAGUUCACUCUGGACUGGGCUGAAGACAAAACCAACCAGGACAUACACUUCAUAUUUCCAUUCACUUUCAGAGAGCUGAAUGUGCUGAAAGAGAAAAAGUUCAGCUUGGUGGAACUUGUUCAUCACUUCUAUCCUGAAACCAAAGCAGCAGGAAUCUUCAGGUUUGAAGAUUUCCACGUUGUGUUGAUCUUUGACGGUCUGGAUGAGUUUCGACUUCCUCUGGACUUCCACAAGACUGAGAUCCUGACUGAUGUCACAGAGUCCACCUCAGUGGAUGUGCUGCUGAUAAACCUCACCAGGGGGAAUCUGCUUCCCUCUGCUCGCCUCUGGAUAACCACACGACCUGCAGCAGCCAAUCAGAUCCCUGCUGACUGUGUUGACAUGGUGACAGAGGUCAGAGGGUUCACUGACCCUCAGAAGGAGGAGUACUUCAGGAAGAGAUUCAGAGAUGAGGAGCAGGCCGGCAGAAUCAUCUCCCACAUCAAGACAUCACGAAGCCUCCACAUCAUGUGCCACAUCCCAGUCUUCUGCUGGAUCUCUGCUACAGUUCUGGAUCUGUUGAAAACCAGAGAGGGAGGAGAGCUGCCCAAGACCCUGACUGAGAUGUACAUCCACUUCCUGGUGGUUCAGUCCAAAGUGAAGAACGUCAAGUAUCACGGAAGAGCUGAGACAGGUCCACACUGGGGUCCAGAGAGCAGGAAGAUGAUUGAGUCUCUGGGAAAACUGGCUUUUGAUCAGCUGCAGAAAGGAAACCUGAUCUUCUAUGACUCAGACCUGACAGAGUGUGACAUCGAUAUCACAGCAGCCUCAGUGUACUCAGGAGUGUUCACACAGGUCUUUAGAGAGGAGAGUGGACUGUACCAGGACAGGGUGUUCUGCUUUGUCCAUCUGAGUGUUCAGGAGUUUCUGGCUGCUCUUCAUGUCCAUCUGACCUUCAUCAAGUCUGGAGUCAAUCUGAUGGCAGAGAAACCAACAGGGACGAGUCUCUACCAGAGUGCUGUGGACAUGGCCUUACAGAGUCCAAAUGGACACCUGGACUUGUUCCUCCGCUUCCUCCUGGGUCUUUCUCUGGAGACCAAUCAGAAUCUCCUACGAGGUCUGCUGACACAGACAGUACGUAGCUCAUGGAUCAAUCAGGAAACAGUCCAGUACAUCAAGGAGAAGAUCAGUGAGGAUCUGUCUCCAGAGAGAAGCAUCAACCUGUUCCACUGUCUGAAUGAACUGAAUGAUCGUUCUCUAGUGGAGGAGAUCCAACAGUUCCUGAGAUCAGGAAGUCUCUCCACAGAUAAACUGUCUCCUGCUCAGUGGUCAGCUCUGGUCUUCAUCCUACUGUCAUCAGAAACAGAUCUGGACGUGUUUGACCUGAAGAAAUACUCUGCUUCAGAGGAGGCUCUUCUGAGGCUGCUGCCAGUGGUCAAAGCCUCCAACAAAGCUCUUCUCAGUGGCUGUAACCUGUCAGAGAGAAGCUGUGAAGCUCUGUCCUCAGUCCUCAGCUCCCAGUCCUCCAGUCUGAGAGAGUUAGACCUGAGUAACAACAACCUGCAGGAUUCAGGAGUGGAACGGCUGUCUGCUGGACUCAACAGUCCACAUUGUAAACUGGGAACUCUCAGGCUGAGUGUCUGUAACCUGUCAGAGAGAAGCUGUGGAGCUCUGUCCUCAGUCCUCAGCUCCGAGUCCUCUAGUCUGAGAGAGCUGGACCUGAGUAACAACAACCUGCAGGAUUCAGGAGUGAAGAGGCUGUCUCCUGGACUGGAGAGUCCACAUUGUAAACUGGGAACUCUCAGUCUUUCCGGCUGUCUGGUCUCAGAGGACGGCUGUGCUUCUCUGGCCUCCAUUCUGAGAUCCAACCCUUCCCACCUGAGAGUCCUGGACCUGAGCUACAACCAUCCAGGAGACUCAGGACGGAAACUGCUGGAGGAUCCACGCUGCAGACUGGACACUCUCAGGGCGGAGCCUGCUGGAGUCCACUGGAUGACAUCAGGUCUGAGGAAGUAUCGUUGUGAACUCACAGUCGACACAAACACAGUCAGCAGGAGGAUCAGACUGUCUGACAACAACAGGACGCUGAUGCAUGUGAUGGAGGAUCAGCCGUACCCUGAUCAUCCAGACAGGUUUGACUACUGGCCUCAGCUGCUGUGUAGAGAUGGUCUGACUGGUCGCUGUUACUGGGAGGUCGAGUAUAGAGGACUGGUUGAUGUAUCAGUGAGUUACAGAGGAAUCAGACGGAGGAGAGGAGACAGUGUUGACUGUCAGUUUGGAAGGAAUGACCAGUCCUGGAGUCUGAUGUUCUCUCGUGGUGUUCCCACUGUCAGGCACAAUGAUAGAGAAACAUCCUCCCCCAGCAUCUCCCAAAGAAUGCAUCGCAUGUUAAAUCUCCACAAUUUCCCCUCCUCUGGUAGAGUAGGAGUGUAUGUGGACUGUCCUGCUGGCAUUCUGUCCUUCUACAGAGUCUCCUCUGGCUCUCUGAUCCACAUCCAGACCAUCAACACCACAUUCACUGAACCUCUUUAUCCUGGCUUUGGGUUUAUGUGUCCUACUUCCUCAGUGUCUCUGUGUCCUCUGUGAGAGGACAGACUGUCUCCCCCUCUCCUCUCUGCUCUGUGUAAACAGCCUCUCCUGUCCUCUCCUCUCUGCUCUGUGUAAACAGCCUCUCCUGUCCUCUCCUCUCUGCUCUGUGUAAACAGUCUCUCCUGUCCUUUCCUCUCUGCUCUGUGUAAACAGUCUCUCCUGUCCUUUCCUCUCUGCUCUGUGUAAACAGCCUCUCCUGUCCUCUCCUCUCUGUUCUGUGUAAACAGCCUCUCCUGUCCUCUCCUCUCUGCUCUGUGUAAACAGCCUCUCCUGUCCUCUCCUCUCUGCUCACAGAGAUUUUCUCACAGAUUUUCAGUGAAUAUUUGUGACAGUCAGUCAAGACAGACAGUUUUCUAAUAUUUUACAGUUUUUGUUUAUAUUUUUGGGGAGAAAAUCUUUCUUCCAUUUCCCAGAUGUUUUAUUGAUAAAACGAAUCCUCUUGUAUUAUAACUUCACAUGUUUUACCUGUUUUCUACUCGGUAGAUUUUCAUUCUUUUUAUUGUUAUUUUUUUAAUUUAUACUAUUACUGAUGUAUAGUUGAUUUCAGUGGUGUAAUCCAGGAUAAACGCCGGUAUACGGCGUAUACUUACUUAUAUUUCAGUCAGAAUUGCGUAUAGCCACUUCUAAAUCCCCCCUGAUGCGCAACAUUCAGUAAUAUCUGUGAGCCAGAUUGUCCAUUUUUUCCUCUAGGAUGGUGAAGCCAUGACCCGCCCUCCUCUGCCUCUAAUUGGCUGGUACUCGCUGCCUUCACUGAUUAGAUUGGUUAACUAUAGAGCAUGAGGACUGAUGAGCCAAUCAGAGGCAGAGUAGGGCGGGUCAUGCCGAGGAAAAUAUUGCUAACACCUCAGUGCCACCCCAGUUGAUUGACAGGUCACUGCACGUAUCCUUUAAAGAUGCACGAUUAUUGGAAAUGCGAACAAAAAAGGCAGAAUAAACAUCUUUCAAGUGAGUGGCACUAGGGGUGUGCCAUAUCGUAUCGUUCACGAUAAUAUCAAUAUAUUUUUUUCAUGGUUAAAAAAAAUGCAUAUCAUGAUAUUGGCAACAUUCCUACUUCUUGAUGUAGUAGCGUAAGGCUAACAAUUAGAGUUGUUUUAAUCACAAAAAGCUGCUUACUCUCUGUUGCUAAACACAUGCAGCUUUCAAAAUAAGAGCACAGUGUGUUAACAGAAUCCACCACAGAACUUACAAGAAAACUGUCAAAAUAAGAUGCCUUAAAUAAAACAUACAAGAACCUUUAUUCUCCUUUACAAAAUGUCAUUAACAUAUGCCCCCGAAAACCCUAAAUGGUUAUUUUUUAUUAUUAUUGCUCAUACUCAAGAGACGAGAGUAAUUUUUUUUGUAUUUGGCAACUGUUGAGAUUUGCACUUCACACUAUAUUUUUGAUUUUUAUUUAUUUAUAUAGACUAAAAAAACAUAUUUUCUAUAUCUUUUUAAGUAUUUCGUAAUAUCGUGAAGAAUAAUCGUUAUUGCAAAAAUAGCCUGAAAUAUCGUGAUAUUCUUUUAGGGCCAUAUCGCCCAGCCCUAAGUGGCACGUAUCGAGAGCAAACCUGUCUGGAAUAUACUGUAGUAUGACCAAAGUGCUGGGUUGAGAGAGUUCAUCACUGUUGAUGUGUUGUAAAUGUAUAUAUUUUUGUUCAUUGUUAACUCAGUAUUGUUGUUUUGUAACAUAUUAUUUUGCUGAAAUGAUUUAAAUGAAGAUGUUCAAAGCAAAGCAGUAAUUAAAAAAAUGAUGACAUUCAAUAUUUGUAGCGAUAUGUACAUAUAUAUAUAUCGAAGCAUGCUAAAAUAGUGUUCAGCUAUUGAAAACCAAAACAUGCAUUUCAAUUUUAUGACACUUUUGAGUUUAUCUGAUUGGUUUUGAUGUGUGGA